UAUUGUUCGACGUCUUCCCAAGACAGCAGCGACUUGGUGGUUUCCAACUCCGGGAGAGUCCGUUAAUGUCCGACCUUCUUUCAUCGCUUAGACUUAACAUAAAAAAAAACAACCGACAAACUUCGGUCGGUAGUAAACAAACAAACAAACAUGGAGAGGAUUUAGAAGAAGGAAUAAAGUGGGUAACGUCGAGGGGAGCUAACAGUUGAGGAACCACCUCGGACCGGCGUCGGUGGGAGGGCGGGGCUGGAGAUGGGGGAUCCGGAGCCUCCAGAGUUUGGGUCCCUUGAAGAAGAGCUGGAGUACUGGAGGGAGCAGGCUGCCCGGCACCAACAGAGCGCUGAGGAAGCCCAGGAGGAACUGCAGGAGUUCCAGCAGAUGAGCCGGGACUACGAGGUGGAGCUGGAGACGGAGCUGAAACAGUGCGAGGCGCGAAACCGCGAGCUCCUCGCCGCCAACAACCGCCUCCAGAUGGAACUGGAGAACUACAAGGAGAAGUAUGAGACGCAGCACUCGGAGGCCUACAGGCAGAUCUCCACCCUGGAGGGAGACCUGGCCGAGACCACCGCCAUCAGAGACCAGCUUCACAAGUACAUCAGGGAGCUGGAGCAGGCCAACGACGACCUGGAGAGAACCAAGAGGGCGACCAUCAUGUCUCUGGAGGACUUUGAGCAGCGGAUGAACCAGGUCAUAGAGAGGAACGCCUUCCUGGAGAGCGAGCUGGACGAGAAGGAGAAUCUCCUGGAGUCCGUCCAGAGGCUGAAGGACGAGGCCCGAGACCUGCGGCAGGAACUCGCGGUGCAGCAGAAACAGCAGGUUCAGGACAGGAAGCCGUCCCUCAGCAGCAGUGCAGUCAAAGAGCCUUCCUCCUCCUCCUCAUCCUCGUCGUUGGCUGGUUUACCCACCCCCCCGCUCACCCCUCCCGACAAAAGAACAGAGGAUAAAACCACGUCUUCAUCCUCCUCCAACCAGCCCGCCCCCUCCACCACCACCACCACCACGCCAUGCAGACCUCCGGCCUCAGCAGAAUCCUUCGCCACCCCGCCACCCUCCGCCAGCAGAGGUGAAAGCCUCUCGGGGACUCCUCUCACCACGUCGGCCAGAAUCUCGGCUCUCAACAUCGUUGGAGAGCUGCUGAGAAAAGUCGGGAAUCUGGAGUCCAAGCUGGCAUCGUGUCGAGAGUACGUCCACGGGCAGACAUCGACCCGCAGAGGCCACGCUGGUGGACCGGGGUCGGCGUCGGCGGCCCCGAGCAACCCCUCGGAGACCCAUCCUACUAACGGCCUCUACAACAAGGGGCUGGUGAAGAGGUUAGAGUUCGGAGCCGCACCCAAGCUGCUGCUGUGAGAGUGAAAGCUGCUCCGCCUCGACCCCCUUCGUCCUCCUCUGAGCUGCUCAUCCCCUUCCUGUCCAUCCAGCCUGGACCUCCCAGACGAUUAACGGUACUGUGUGCUCUCGCUGGGAGCUGGAUGGAUAAUAAUAAUAACGGAUGGAUACUUCGGGAUGUUACCAGCUCAGCUCUGUUUAUUAGCAGGACUUCUUUUCAGCACUCGCACUUAGCUUGAACUAACUUAACUGGACUUGUGUUGCGUGUCACCACCUCACCUUCUGUGGUUUUGUUUGCCAAGAGUAUUUUUUUGUCUCUUUUUUUGCUCAGAAGUUGUGUUAAGACCGAACAUAAAGCCAAUUUCUGCAGCCAUACGGAGUCUCUCGUGCACAACGUUGAGUCAGACGCCACCAAACUAGUUUCAUUCUCACUGGAACAAGUUGUCUUAGAUUUAUAAUGAAUUACAGAAAGAAACAUCAAAAUAUUGCAGUUGUUUUAGAAAUAAGACAUUUUAGGCCAAACAAAGCCUGUUAAAUCGAGACAGACGACCACCCACCUAGAGCCGGAGGAUCUGUCCUAGGUUUCUGCCUUUUAACAGGCAGUGUUUCCUUGCCCUUGUCUCCAAGGUCUUGCUCAUGGUGGUACUGUUGGGUCUCUGUAAUUAAUGUUUUAAAGAGUUCGGUCUAGACCUGCUCUAUUUGAAAAGUGUCCUGAGAUAACUUCUGUUAUGAAUUGGCGCUAUACAAAUAAAAUUGAAUUGAAAAAAAAUUAAAUGCUGGAGGGACUGUUUAAAAAUUAACAGUAAUUACAGCUAACAACAAAGUUUUGUCGUCUUUAAAGGCUCCCGAGGCGGAUUUCAGUCGCUCUCUAAAGCUUCAUGGAUGCAUUUACACAGAUUCAAUAUCUAUAGAGUCAUUCAGUGUAGAGAGAAAGUUAAACAGUCUGGGACAUUUUCCAGGAGUUCAUUCAGGUUCAUUACAGGUGGGUGGGUCAACAUUAUGGCCUCAACCCAGAAGAAACAGUUCAAAUCAAGCAGAAUUGAUCUUGUUUUUACAGAAAAUUUGGCGAUUUCCAGGAUUCUUGUUCAUUUUAAUCAAAUUCCAGGUGUUUCAAUAACUAGAAAAUCAGUCAAUUAGUGAAAUGUACAGGUAUUCCAGGUUUUCCAGGAGUUGUGGGAACUCUGCUCCGUCUAUUAAAAACACCUCAGCGUUCAAACCAAAGUGAAAAUGUGCUUCAUGUUUAGUCUGAACACAUCUUAAAGUGAGUGCUGAACACUGGAAGGGAAGCUUUUAUCUCCAGGAGAGGGUUUCUGAUCCACUGAGGAUCUGCUUUUAUACAACAUGGCUCCGGAGUAUCCGGAUAGUUUUAGUUUUAGAUUACAGAUCGAUUUUAACAAAAGACAGAAAACUCGGUGAAUGGAUGGAUGUGGUUGGCUGAGACUCCUGUCAAUCAAGCGAACCCGGUUUAAAAACACCUUCAGGUUUUAACGAGCUGUGACUUUUACUUUAUAAGUGUGGAAGAAAUGUUACUCUGCCUUUCAGACGCGACGCCUUGUGGCCGUCAGCGGUUCUGCCUCUUAAAGCUGCCUUCUUUAAUUAAUUAAUGUUGUAAUAAUGAAUCACAUGUGGGAGUAUUGAUCGCCUUCUCUGGAGCUCCAUGAAGCUUUUUAGCCUCAUUUAACUUUCUGGUAAUUUAGAGUGUGAAGGAAUGAAGGAAAUGUUUUAUUAUCAGUGCUUUCUCUCCCGUAUGAACCCGUUAACGUCUGUGAUGGACGCAGAAUUUCACCCAGAAUUUAAUAACUUCCUCUGUUUUCCUGUUGUCGUUUGUCUUUGUUGUCCUGAUCCUGAUCCGAGUCCUUCGAUAUUUACAGAAUCUGAUCCGAUACUGAAACUAAACCGGGGCACAAUCCAAAACCAUUGUGUCAAGUUAGCUCAAAGUAAAAAAUAUUGAUUAAAUAUCAGAUAAUCACAGUAUUGAUUAAAUAUCAGAUAAUCACAGUAUUGAUUAAAUAUCAGAUAAUCACAGCUUUACUGGCAAAGCUACUCCAUAGAUUUUAAUAACUUUAAUAUAGUUUAAGUGUGCAGCUGCAUUAUGUAGAUAAACCGGCCGAUGCUGUGCUCACGGGGAAGAGAAACAAAAAGUGUCUUCGUUGUCGGUGUGGCUGCUGUGGAACGACGUUCGCGCUCCUCGUUGUGAGUUCGAGCCCCGAACUAUAACUCUCUAAAACAACUCGCUCUAGAGCAUGUUGCUGAUUGUCCUGUAAAAAUAGAACCUCAAACUUCCACCGGGAACGGCUUUAUAACGUCACAAGCGUUUCAGAACGUGUUUAUUUUGUCCUUACAAAAAAAAGGAAACAAAAACUGAAUGUUUCUCCACUUAAACAUCUAACCUGCCUCUGACUGACUCUGGUCCGCUGCCACAAUGUUGUUGUUGCAUGAAAUUUGAUCUGGAGUCUGCAGGCGGUGUUUUAUUUUGAAAAUUGGCCGUAUUCUCUCCCCCGUUGUCUGUGUCUGACUUCCUGCUCUGCUCGGUGGGUUGUGGUUCCUUUUAAAAAUAGACCAGCUGUUUAUUCCUCUGGUGGAAUUUAGAGCCGGAGCACAUCGGUGGAAUCAGUGGUUAUACAUGACUUAUGUCGGCAGCCACUCAAUAUUAUGACUCGGAUCAGAAUACAGGAAACUGAUCACAUUCAUGAACCCUUCAGCGCCACCAUCAGGACAAACUUGUAGCUCUGCUGUUGUUAAAAGCUCUCAGAAUAUAAAAUAACCAGGACUUUGAUUUAUUAUGUGAUGAAUUUGAAGCCUUUGAAUCUUGUUCCACCUUCAGACUGCGGAGACGCUCUCUUUUAAUCUGAAUCCCUCCGCGGAGCUCUACUUCUGUCUCUGCAGGAGUGAAAUACGUCUUCUGUUAGUGAGGAGAUAUGAAUACUUCAGUGAAGGCUACUCGUGUUUUAUGUUAAAAAGAAACAAAACCCGUAUGUAAUAGGUUGUAGUGUGAUAUACUGUACUUCUACUGUAGGGUCACUAACGUAGGUCGAGUCUGUAGGUUGCGGAUCGGUUGAGUCUACAAUGAGAUCUCUGGAUCUUUAAUAUGGAAGGUCAAAGGUCAGUGUGAACGCAGACGAUGAGGUUUGGUGUGUUUUUCUGCCUUAUGUGACUCUGUAAGAGUACCUAACACGCUCACAUACAAAGUGCUCAGACCUGUUGUGCUCUUUGUUUACCCUCAGUGCUGCUUAUGUUUCUGAAAAUGCAAUAAAACUUGAAAUGUGAAAAUAAA
Dicentrarchus labrax (European seabass) is the source of this 4600-nucleotide messenger RNA. Its product is annotated as nuclear distribution protein nudE homolog 1-B. The coding region runs from base 253 to 1347 and encodes 364 amino acids. The transcript is spliced from 9 exons. Gene Ontology annotation, cellular component: kinetochore; centrosome; kinesin complex. The record is from RefSeq and is a predicted model, not a curated record. Gene Ontology annotation, molecular function: microtubule binding. Lineage: Eukaryota; Metazoa; Chordata; Actinopteri; Moronidae. Gene Ontology annotation, biological process: microtubule nucleation; mitotic centrosome separation; establishment of mitotic spindle orientation.